Messenger RNA from Dermacentor albipictus, 1914 nucleotides. Its product is annotated as acid-sensing ion channel 2-like. Gene Ontology annotation, molecular function: ligand-gated sodium channel activity. Gene Ontology annotation, cellular component: plasma membrane. Lineage: Eukaryota; Metazoa; Arthropoda; Arachnida; Ixodida; Ixodidae. Gene Ontology annotation, biological process: sodium ion transmembrane transport. The record is from RefSeq and is a predicted model, not a curated record.
CUUCUGUGCGUCUUAGUAUCGUCGGUCACAGCGGAACGCGGUCGGAGCGAAAGCAGCCCGCUCACCCAUCUAUCUUCGCCGCGCCACGACAGCUAGUAUCGCUUAAGUUGUGCACUGACCGUGUAGCAAACGCUCCCGCCCUUUUGGCGACUACAUUCCAGUUAGCCCAACGCGAAGGGGUUGCGAUUUUACACUAGAGCAACCCGCGGCAAAUGGAGCUGCGUUGCACUGGUUUCAAGUUACCGGCAAUGAAGCAUCCCAAGCUUCCCAAGUGUCGCCUUUGCUGGGACUGCCACCACCUCGGCAGUCAGUCCUGGAACGUUUGGAACUUCUGUGUCACCGGGAGUUCGGCCAAUCUACCACACAUGGAACAGAGGAGAUUCCAGGUCCAUGGACUCCAUCAAGCCCAUGCUGACCAAAGCCCACAGCCAACAGCGUGGUUUCAGGAUAACACGAGGGCAAAGCCCAAGCAAGCACACUUCUUUCGGCUCCAAGGUCAAGGCCAAGCUCCUGGAUCCUCUGUUCCUCAUCCGGCUUCUCAUCACCGUGGCGUGCGUGGCCGGAUUCACGUACCAGGCGACCGACUUCUUCAUCAUGUACUUCAAGUUCCCCACCACCACCAACAUCCGCGUUGAGUCCAUGAAGGACCUAGUCUUUCCAGCGCUCUCAGUCUGCCUCAGCAAUUGGAUAGACAUGAGAAAAGUGUGCGCCGACGAGAAGCUGAAAGAACACUGUGCCGGAAACGCGACUUCGGUCAGCGCCAUCAUGAGCGCCAUCAGGGAGCACCGCAACCUGUCGUCGCUGUCGCUCGACAUCGGUGACGUCAUCAAGAGCUGCACCAUGAAGCCCACCAGUGGCUGCGACCCGUUCGCCUGCCACAACGACUGGUACAAGUCGUUCGUGCGGUUCCCGGACAGCUACUGUUACACGCUGGACUACAGUCGAAUCAGGAAGGAGUCGCACCCGCUCAAGCGAUGCCGAUACCCUUGGGAUUACGAGAUGACAUCCGUGAUCGGCUGGGACGUGGCGAAUUCCCUGGAGGCGGACCCGUUCGGCGCUGACGCGUCGGUGCACGAGCACGACACCAACUCGGCCGAGCAGGCGCACUCGCUGUUCUUCGAGCCGCAAUCUCGGUACAUCAUACUCGUCGAACAGCAAACGACGCUAGCGCUGCCCAAACCUUACCAGACGAAGUGCGUGAACUACGAGCUGAUGAAGAGGUCUAACAAGUACUACGGCAUGAUGACGCAGAAUCUUUGCUACGAGCAAUGCCGCAUGAGACUGUGGACGAAGAACUGCGGCUGCAUUUCCAGUCGCUACGCCUACCGGGAUCUGGAAGGAGCGCCCAUAUGCGACGAAACGAAAACACGACAAUGCGCCGAAGUGGACGUGGCACAGAAGUUCACCAAGAAAUGCUUGAAGAAGUGCCGCCAGCCUUGCAAAGAAAUAACCUACGAAGUGCAAAUCACGGCUCAAGGUCAGAAGGAGAGCGCGCAGGAAGAAGAGGAAGUGGACUACGAGGAGGCACCUCCGAAGCUCCCGGAAAGCCAAUUGUUCACCAUAAACCUCCUCUUCGCCAGCGAGAAACAUACCAUCCUGCAGCACUUAAAAAAGUUUACGUUCAUCGAGGUGUUCGGCUACCUUGGCGGCUACGUGGGCAUCUGGUUGGGCAUGUCCUUCUUCUCUCUCCUCGACUCGCUCAUCCUCUACAUCCAGGACAGACAGCUGAAGAAGCUCGACGAGAACCGAGUCCGCCCCAUAGAGGUGGCCAGUCUAAGCAACGUUGCAUCCAGGCGAUCCGGUUACUGAUAAUGCCGACGUUGCGCAUUUCCGACCAAGAAUACGGACAAAAGAAUACACCGAGAAGUGCUGCGGCUGCUAUCCUCAUAAACAUAACAUUUUGGAUUUGUUUAA